AAGAUUGAAAGGAAAACUGCAGGCUCUCCCCGAUCCACAUAUUAAAGACGACGCUCUCCCCGAGGCUUCCUUAGAUUACAGAUCUCCCUUCGAAGUUCGAACACUCGGAACCACAUAGUACAUCGUUUCUUCUCUCGUCGAUGGAGGAUAACAAGUGCCCCAAGCCCAUCCGGUGCAAAGCGGCCGUGUGCAGGGCCGCCGGCGAGCCGCUCGUGGUGGAGGAGAUCGUCGUGGAGCCGCCCAAGGCCCACGAGGUCCGGAUCAAGAUCGUCUGCACGUCGCUCUGCCACAGCGACGUCACCUUCUGGCGCAUGAAGGAUUUCCCAGGCGUUUUCCCGAGGAUAUUUGGUCACGAAGCAUUCGGGGUGGUGGAGAGCGUGGGCGAGCACGUGGAGGGCUUCGCCGCGGGCGACGCGGUGGUGCCGACGUUCCUGGCGCAGUGCGGCGAGUGCCCGGACUGCAAGUCGUCGCGGAGCAACGUGUGCUCCAAGUACCGGUUCAUGGUCCGCCCGGGGAUGCCGCGCGACGAGACCACCCGGUUCGUCGACGCCAACGGGAGCCCUGUCUACCACUUCCUCGGCGUGUCCAGCUUCAGCGAGUACACCGUGGUGGACGUCACCCAGGUCGUCAAGGUCGACCCGUCCUUGCCGCCGCCCACUGCCUGCCUCCUCAGCUGCGGCGCCACCACUGGGGUCGGAGCGGCGUGGAAGCUGGCGAAAGUCGAGCCGGGAUCUUCAGUUGCUAUCUUCGGCCUCGGCGCUGUCGGAUUGGCGGUUGCUGAAGGAGCCAGGAUUUGUGGGGCGUCAAAGAUCAUCGGCGUGGAUUUGAACCCCGAGAAGCAAGAGCUUGGAAAGAAGUUCGGUGUGACACAUUUCAUCAAUCCAAAAGAACUUGGUGAAAAAACUGUCAGCCAGGCGAUCAUAGAGAUGACUGACGGCGGCGCGGACUACUGCUUUGAGUGCAUCGGGCUGGCGGCGCUGAUGAGCGACGCAUUCCAGAGCUCUCGGGCUGGAUGGGGCAAGACGAUCAUCCUCGGAGUGGAAAUGCACGGCUCCCCGUUGUCCAUACCUUCACAUGAGAUCCUCCACGGGAAAUGCGUCAUGGGAUCGCUCUUCGGAGGCGUGAAACCUAAGGAUGAUAUUCCGAUUCUCGCUGACAAGUACCUGAACAAGGAGCUGGAGUUGGACAAGUUCAUAACUCACGAGGUUCCCCUGAAGGACAUCAACACGGCAUUUGACCUACUGCAGCAGGGGAAGAGUCUCAGGUGCACCAUAUGGAUGGAUAAGUAAAAAAGCUGCAGAACGAAGCUGCUUGGUGAAGUUUGCUGCUCAUUCCAGUGAUAAUUGGAUUUUACUGCUGCUGGAAGUACUACUGUGUGUGGUGGACUGCGUGUUAACAUCUUGUGCCGAAGUAACUUGAAUACCUCCCUGUAAAACUUCAUUGAUCAUCAGACAUCAGUGCUAUAUGCUGUCUGAAUUAAAUAACGAUCUCUGCAAAUGCAAUUCUUUGACACUUUGUACAA
Messenger RNA from Brachypodium distachyon (stiff brome), 1522 nucleotides. RefSeq names its product alcohol dehydrogenase-like 7. Gene Ontology annotation, molecular function: zinc ion binding; S-(hydroxymethyl)glutathione dehydrogenase [NAD(P)+] activity. Lineage: Eukaryota; Viridiplantae; Streptophyta; Magnoliopsida; Poales; Poaceae. The coding region runs from base 141 to 1289 and encodes 382 amino acids. The transcript is spliced from 10 exons. Gene Ontology annotation, cellular component: cytosol. The record is from RefSeq and is a predicted model, not a curated record. Gene Ontology annotation, biological process: formaldehyde catabolic process.